AUGUUCUCGUUGAUUUUUUAUUGUGGUUUAAUAUCAUUCGUUGUGUCUGCACGUUCCAACAACGACACAUUACAUGACGGCGUUAAACUAAACAUCAGCACUACGUUGUCGACUUUGCCGUCUACGACGAUUCCUGUUUCGAAAGAUUGUGUUUUGGAGAUGAAAGAGAGCGAAAUCUCGCAGAUUGUUGAACUUUUUAACAGAAAUUUUGUUAAUGUAGUGGAUAUUCAUGUCUCCUUCUCUGGUACUGGUGACGAGAAACAUCUCUUAUCGGAUUUUCAUGUUUCAUUGUUUAAUCCCAUCGGUCGAGAAAUUCUUUACACUCUUGCGAGAGAGGAACUCGGAUCUUUUCCGUGGACUUUGAACGCUGGCGUACGAAACAUUAAAUUACAUUUCAAAGAGAAUCAAAACGAGUGCAUUAAAAGGGAAGAAAAUGCAACUGAUUUUGCACUCGAGAAUACGCAGAAUAUAAUUCGCAGCAUAAACCUGGAAACAAACCACGAAGUUUGCUCUUCUUAUAAGGGAACUUCAUCAGGAGAAGUAAAACGAACUUGCUGUCAGAUUACAAAGUCCAAUUCGACGAAAUUCAAUGAUGGCUGCUCCGAACCAAAAUCAUUUCUUCACAGGAGUAGUGUUCUUUGGGAUGUUAUAUCCGUAGUGCUGUUUGUUUUUGCCUGGUUUUAUUUGUUGUGGUUGCUAUUCGUGUUUUUGUCUUGUACUGAGUUCGACUUAAGGUAUUCCGAAUACAAGAUCUAUAAGCUGGAGGAAAGCAGGAUGUCGGCAUCUUUUAUUCUGUUUAAAAUGAUUUGGGAAAGAAACAGUUGCCUAGUGUCCUUUAUCCGUAGCUGUGUAUUAAUAGGUGUCCUUUCAUGCAUCUAUUACUUGCGUUAUUGGCCAAUAAUCCGCUACUGGUCAAAUAUAUACCAUGUUAUUUUGGGAAUUCUACUCGUUUUCUGGGGAGUAUCGUUUUCAAUUUCCUGUCUGUACCGACCUAAGAUUCCGAAGGCGAAGGAUAUCCUUGAGGAUAUAAAAAAUGAACGAAAUAGCAGGUGCAAUCAUUUCCACUUCGAAAUUCUAGAAUAUUUUGGACACAAUGUUGACGAGUUACGCCAGGAAUUUGACAGUGGAGAAUUUACAGGCGUGAUUAAAGUAUUAACUUUCCCAUUUAACAUAAAUCUUUGGAGAGAGAUAAUAAAGAAGCUUCCAACUUUUACCACAUGUGUAGAAGAUACACGGUUCAGAAAUGAGAUUCUCAAAUUUUUUGCGCUAUGUCCGUGUCACAUACUUGCAGUAUCGACUCGUUUCUUGUAUGUUUGUAUUGUAUUUCACUUUCUCAUAAUACUAGUAAUUAUACAUCUUGUAGUCCACACAGCACUCAUGUUAGCUCUGAUUCAAAACUUGGAAUAUGAGAAAGGGUUUUCACCAUUCUUGGAUUUGUUUCACCAGGUUGGCCUUUUAGUUUUUCUCCUUUUUGCUUUGAUCGCAACGAUACCCGCGAUACUGUCUUUCCUUUUAGGAUUGUUUCUGAAUCUUGUUUACUUCAUUCCCUAUUUCGCAUUUUUCGCUGUCCUAAUAUUCUACUGUUGCAGUUAUUGGAAGACUAUGGAAGAGAAAUACUGUGUGUUAAAACGGCUAAUUUAUGAAGCAUGUCGAGACAAACAGGGCGUCAACAAUGGCUGCAUACCAAAUAGACAUCCCAAACGCGAGGAAAAAGUAUUACCUGUGGUGUCGAAAGAGCUUUAUGAUAAAAUCAGAGAAGAAUUGUUACCGUACGAUAUCAACUUAUUUUAUUUUGGAUUGAAAAUAUUUUGGUCUUUCGCAUUCUCAUUUGGUAUUUUACAGCUAAUCAAUAUGCUAAAUGAAUUCAAUGUUACUGGUGUGGUUCAAGUUGUGACAACCGCGAGUCUCGGUAUCAUACCGCACAUAUUCAAUAUUGUAGGGUUAAGAACAAGCGAAGAAAGUAAAAAAGCAUGGGAGGAAAAGUUGAAAUUGAAUGUGAAAUACAUGGUGGAAGAAUCAGUUGGUGAAGAUUCAAAACGAGCUCGGACGGUUUUGAUAAUGGAAGAGCAUGAUGAUGGCACAACAUCUGAAGAUUCUGAACUUGUUAAAGUCACGUCUGACUCAACGACAGCGAAUGACAGGACAACGGACGACACGACGACGAAUGACACGACAGCGGACGACACGACAGCGAACGACACGACAGCGAAUGACACGACAGCGGAUGACACGACGACGAAUGACACGACGACGAAUGACACGACAGCGGAUGACACGACAGCGAAUGACACGACAGCGGAUGACACGACAGCGAAUGACACGACAGCGGAUGACACGACAGCGAAUGACACGACAGCGAAUGACACGAGAGCGGAUGACACGACAGCGAAUGACACGGCAGCGAAUGACACGACAGCGGAUGACACGACAACGAAUGACACGACAGCGGAUGACACGACAGUGGAUGACACGACAGCGAAUGACACGACAGCGGAUGAUACGACAGCGAAUGACACAACAGCGGAUGACACGACAGCGGAUGACUAG
This is a messenger RNA of Paramuricea clavata, 2547 nucleotides long. NCBI's taxonomy places the organism in Eukaryota, Metazoa, Cnidaria, Anthozoa, Malacalcyonacea, Plexauridae. The record is from the annotation of a GenBank genome assembly.